AGGGAGGGAGGGAACGUUGGAGAGAAAAGGAGACGGGGGAGCGCGUGAGAGAGAGCGAGUGCGCGCGCGCGUGGGUAAGCUCGCUCUGCUGUAGAGCAGGGAAGGGGAGCGAGGGGGAAAAAGGAAUAAGAAAAUUGAAGGUGGGCGCCAUAUGCUGAGGAUUUGGUGAAUGUCUCGUUGAGGGGAGCCGCUCGUGCUUCUGUCGGUGGACCGUGAAAGAUGGGGAGCUCGCACUUGCUGAACAAAGGCUUGCCUUUAGGCAUCAGGCCUCCCAUAAUGAAUGGGCCCAUGCACCCUCGUCCUCUGGUGGCACUGCUGGACGGCCGGGACUGCACAGUGGAGAUGCCCAUCCUGAAGGACGUGGCCACUGUGGCCUUCUGCGAUGCCCAGUCCACCCAGGAGAUCCACGAGAAGGUACUGAAUGAAGCUGUGGGGGCCCUCAUGUACCACACUAUCACACUCAUGCGAGAGGACCUGGAGAAAUUCAAAGCACUUCGAAUCAUUGUCCGCAUCGGGAGCGGCUUUGACAAUAUCGACAUUAAAUCUGCCGGAGAAUUAGGAAUAGCGGUGUGUAACAUGCCUUCAGCCUCGGUGGAGGAAACGGCAGACUCCACACUAUGUCACAUCCUCAACCUGUACAGACGCACUACCUGGCUGCACCAGGCUCUCCGUGAGGGCACGAGGGUCCAGAGUGUGGAGCAGAUUCGGGAGGUGGCGUCAGGAGCUGCCCGCAUCAGAGGGGAGACCCUGGGCAUCAUCGGCCUUGGGCGAGUGGGCCAGGCUGUGGCUCUGAGGGCCAAAGCGUUUGGCUUUAACGUGAUUUUCUAUGACCCAUAUCUGUCUGACGGGAUGGAGCGUGCGUUGGGUCUGCAGCGGGUCAAUACCCUGCAGGACCUGCUCUUCCACUCCGACUGCGUCACGCUCCACUGCAGUCUGAACGAACACAACCACCACCUCAUCAACGACUUCACCAUCAAACAGAUGCGUCAGGGUGCAUUCCUGGUCAACACUGCGCGAGGAGGGCUGGUAGAUGAGAAAGCUCUGGCUCAGGCACUGAAAGAGGGAAGAAUACGUGGAGCAGCUCUCGACGUCCAUGAGACAGAGCCCUUUAGUUUCAGCCAGGGUCCACUUAAAGAUGCCCCCAAUCUGAUCUGCACCCCCCACGCUGCCUGGUACAGUGAGCAAGCUUCCAUCGAGAUGAGAGAGGAAGCGGCUCGGGAGAUCCGCAGAGCCAUUACCGGUCGUAUUCCUGACAGCCUAAAGAAUUGUGUGAAUAAAGAAUACCUCACACAGACCACCCACUGGGCCGGUAUGGACCCUGCUAUUCACCCCGAGCUCAACGGAGCAUACAGGUACCCCCCAGGUGUAGUGAGCCUGCCCUCUGGGGGUCUUCCACCUCCAGUGGAGGGAAUCGUGCCAAGCGCCGUGCCCAUAACUCACAGCCUGCCCCCCGUAGCACACCCGCCCCACGCCCCGUCCCCGGGCCAGACGGGCAAAGCUGAGCCCGACAGGGAGCAGCACCCCAACGAGCAGUUGUAGCCGCGCUGUGUCGGCGCUCUCUGCACCACUAGAGAACUCUCCUGGUCCUUCUUUACCCCAAAGAAGAGGAGCGGAACAGGCUCCCCGGCUCAGAACCAGCCACGAAAAAACACAACCACGACUUUCUGUCUGAAGUAGCCGACCGCUUGAACUGAAGGUGGUGGAUUGUGCUCGCUCACUCUCUCUUUCACUCCUCUCUCUGAUUUUUCCUUUUGCUCUUUUUCUUUUUGGGAAAUAUCUUACGUGGAAACAACAAAAAGGAGAGAAUCUUGUGAAUUUGAAACAAAGCAACCUUUAACCUUCUCCCUGCUGGUUUAGAUCGUAGUCUGUCCAAGUGCAGUGGGCGAUUUUAUCUGUUUUUCUGUGUCCAAUGGGUUUCAUUGUUUAAAAAAAAAAACAACAAAAAAUACAACUGUAGUUAUGAAUGUAACCUGUUUGUGUACAGUUUUUAGAAUAUGAU
Molecule: messenger RNA, 1999 nt
Organism: Pygocentrus nattereri (red-bellied piranha)
Lineage: Eukaryota; Metazoa; Chordata; Actinopteri; Characiformes; Serrasalmidae
Product: C-terminal binding protein 1
Exons: 9
Coding region: 220-1539 (439 amino acids)
Molecular function (GO): NAD binding; oxidoreductase activity, acting on the CH-OH group of donors, NAD or NADP as acceptor; transcription corepressor activity
Source: RefSeq, a predicted model, not a curated record